AUGCUUGCUCUACGUCACACUAUAUACCAAUGUAUUCCACCACUCGCCAACCACUCCCCCACACGCUUUGGCCUUGCUUCAAAAACGUCUCUCUUCUUUCACUCGCUCUCUCUCUGUCUAAUUUUCCCGAUAUUUUGGGCCCCUUCUGUAAAAGGCAUUUUGCCAGUACGUAAAGACAGGACACUCUGCAUACUGACAACAAGAACCAACUCAAAUCAGGGCAAGCCUAGUUGGAAACCCGUGGCAAAACGGCGGAAGGCUCAGCGGGAAAACAUGCUGAGAAAUAAUAACUCCAACGAUAAGGCGGGCUCCUCCUCGUCUGCCAGUGGCAGCGGCAGUGGCGGCGGCGGACUCUUCUCAAACAUCAAGAGACUCGCGAAACAGUCCUCCUCCGCAUCGAGCAGCAAAGCAGCACUCGCAAGGGCCCAGCAGCCAGAGGCACCGGGGGUACCCAAACCGCUCAGUAAGAAGGCUACCAUGAACUCGCAGAACCUGUCGCACUACACGAGCGGCGUCAGUGCAACAAGCAGCGAUGGGGAUGGUGGUAUGGCGUCACCGGAAUAUACACACUCGCGCACGCAAUCGGGACAGACGUCUCGCUUCUCGUAUACUUCCCCCUCGAGGAGGUCCUCCUCGGAUGCGAAACUGGCUAAAUACCACACGGCACAGUCCUCACAGAACAGUAUAGCGUCGCAGGGGUCCCUCUCAACGUUGUACAACAGGUUUAUCUCACCAGAGGACGGGAAAUUGCGUCUAGAAAUGCCAGAUGACCCGGCAGAAGUCGAAUUGCUCUACGAGGAUAUCAUGUACAAGAGGAAUAUCUUGCAGAACUUACCAACGGAUAAACAACUCGAACUGAUGAAUUACGACGUCAAGAAGAAAUGGCUCAUCGUGAAACAGGACCUUCAAAACGAACGGAAAAAACUGAAGACAAAGACAUCGUCUCAUCAGCAGACUGUGCAGAGUGCACCCUUCAUGAACCUUCAGGACACUUCUUCUUCAGCUUCACUCCCAGGUCAGGGAUUUCACGACCAACAAUCUGUCGUCUCGGAGACAUCGUCAAGGGUACCAACAACAAAUGACGCUGCAUCGAUACUUAGCUCAGCGACACCAUCCUUGAGACACCCGUCAAGGAGGAAACAACAGUACACUUUAACAAACAAGCAACACACGGUGUAUCCUGCCAAUGGUACGGCAGAACGGCAUGCAAGCUCAUCAAGUACCCUAGCCUCAGAUAAAACGAACAGACUCCCCAUACACUACGUGAAGAAAAUUAUAGCGGACCAACUCUCCCAAGACGAACUCAAUGAUUUGUGGGUCACCCUCAGAACAGAGCAACUCGACUGGGUGGACGCCUUCCUCGAUAACCAGGGUCACAUCGCAAUGGCUAACGUACUUAUGAAAUCGCUGUACAAGACAUCCCCAAACGUUAGCCUCUCGGGGCCACUCCUUGACAAAGAACAGUCGUACUUCAAAUGCUUCAAAGUGUUGUCCAUGCUCGCACAGGGGCUCAGAGAGUUCACAGAUCACAGACUUAUCACAGACACAAUCGCAAGGGGGCUCUUCUCCUCGCGGCUGCCCACCAGGAAAAUGGCAACUGAGAUAUUCGUGUGCAUGCUCGAAACUAAAAAUCAAACGAGGUUCGACGCAGUCAUCACCUCGCUGGAUCAGAACUUCCAAAUAGGAAGCAACGCGCACAUGGUCAAUAACCUCCAAAAGAUGCCAGAUUAUUUCAUACACCUCAACUUGCAGUCCACGCUUAAAGUGGUCCAAGCAUGGUUGUUUGCCAUCGACCAAACACUCGACGGAAGAGGUAAGAUGGGUUCCCUCGUCGGCGCAUCGGACGAGUUCAAGAGGAUUGACGGGGAAAACUCGGUGCUAGAGUACUGCCAGUGGACACUCGUCUUCGUCAAUAAGUUCUGCCAGUCCUCAAAUAACCUUAACCAAAGGAUGCUCCUCCGGACAAAACUGGAGAACGCAGGGUUCCUCCGCAUCAUGAACAAGAUGAAGCUGCUCGACUACGAAAAGAUUCGCGACCAGAUCGAGUUCUACGAAGCGGGGAAACUCGACGAUUUCAACUCUCUACUUGAGUCCCAGAACAAACACGCAAACAUCGACAUGCAAAACCCACUCUCCCUGUUGCAGAACCUAUGGGACGCUUGCAGGGGUACAGACAGCGAAAACUUGCUCGUCAGCCUCGUCCAGCACCUCUUCCUCUCCAGCACGCGGCUGAUACAGAACAACAAGGACCCGACGCAACUCGCCAAACAGCUGAAAUUGAUAGACUCCCUGGUCACCAAUGUAGGGUCCUCUGUCUCCGCUGUUGCUGACGAGGAAACAACCAUGAGCAUGACCAUACAGAGGCUCUUCGACUCUAUGCAGACAGACGAGGUCGCACGGCGUGCCAUCAUCGAAAGCAGAACUUUGACAAAGAAAAUGGAGGAACUGCAGGCGGAGAAGGACAGACUGGGGGAUAAGUUGAGUAAAGCGGAGGGAGGGCUUGUCGGAGAGUUACAGCGCGAUAUCAGGGAACGAGAUGCCAUCCUUGCAAAGAACCAAAGAGUCAACAAACAGCUGGAGAACGAACUCGAGGAGUUGAAGAGGAAAACGUUGAUGGAGAAACACGAGCACGAGGUCGAACUUAGAAAGAUGCUUACCAUCAUCAACUCUAAGGCAUCUCCAAACCUUGCCCAAAAUCCAUCCGCCAGCGUUCUCAAAUCGCAUGACCCAAAGAAUAAAGAAAGCUUGUUGUCUGAGCAACAAUCAAAGAUCCAAAAAGUGUUGCAGGAUGGUCUAACCCGUACGAAAAAGGACUUCACAAACGAUGCGAAGAAGUUCGGCAUGACCGUUCAACCUAACAAAAGACUGCAACUUUUGCGAAUGAAGGUAGAGGACAUAGAAAAUGAAGCAAGACAACUUGAGAUGACAAACUUCGCCGAUAUUGAAAAGAAUGCAACACCUGUAAUUCUUACAAAAGGUACCAAGAAGAAAAAGAGUAAGAAGAAGUUGAAGACCGCACAGCCAGAUAAGAAGCAGAGAGCCAACCAACGCAAUGAAAAUCAAAAGAUAGAAGCUCUAAAUAAGCUGCGUAUGGCGCUCACUGCGAUUCAGUCAGAGUCCAACGAUAUUUCGAAGUUCAACGUGGAAGAACAUGUCAACGAACUAUUCACGGAAAGAAAGUUCAAGGCACUGCAAAGAUUGAGAGACCUGGAAAGCAAAUUUAACGGCUUGAACACGAACUUCAAUAUAGACGAUAUCAUUGCAUCUACAGAAAAGGCACUUACUGCAACGGAUGACGGAUACUCAUUGGAUCCCAGAAGGGCGGAUAACAAAUUAGAUGAAAUAGAGCGUCUGACAAAUGACUUAUCUAAGUUGCACGAUAGCAUGAAAGAGCAAGAGCAGGCCACGCUACAGUCGGAUAAUUCAUCUGAGUCAUCGGAUUCAGAAUCUGUAGAAUCAGAUAAUGAAGGUUCCACUGUCCAAAGUGAUGUUUCUGAACCCACAGUUGGCUCUGGGUCGUUUUUGGCAAGCUUGUCGCAAAAGUACGAAACGGGCCAGAAGCAGCCUAACAGCCCGGUGACUGUAAACCAGAAAGCGUUUAUGACACGUUUAAAGAGAUCAUCUGGUGCUCCAUUAUACUUACAAGAAUUGAGCAAGAAAAUUCCGCAGAGACCAGCGUUUGAUGAAUCUGUGGAUAAAGUCACAUUGCGGAAAAGCACAGGUGACAGCAACGCUAAUUCGGACGGAACCACUGCAAAAUCACUGGAUAAAGACGGAGAUGACAAUACAGAACAAUCUACACCGGAGGGUGCAGAGUCCAUAAUCUCCUCGAAUGGAGAAACUUCGACUCCUGAAGGCAGCGCCGAUGUUGCCGGUUCUGUGCCUGCUCCUCCUCCACCACCUCCACCACCUCCAAUGCCCUCACUACUCACGGAAAAUAAGUCCAAUUCAUCAAGUCCCGCUCCGCCACCUCCACCACCGCCUCCUCCAAUGACUGAAGGUAUCGUUUCCCGUUCUUCUAGUUCUGGUGCGAUACCGCCCCCACCUCCUCCUCCACAGGCUACCUCGGCAAAGAAUUCCCCUAUUCCAUCUCCACUAUUUUCUCAGUCGUCUAUAUUCGAAAAAUAUCCACGUCCACAGAAGAAACUGAAACAGUUGCAUUGGGAGAAACUGGAUUCCACCAAUAAUUCUAUCUGGAGUGCUAGUAAAGCUGAGAAGUUUGCCGACGAUUUGUACGAAAAGGGUGUUUUGUCCAAUUUGGAGAAAGCGUUUGCUGCAAGAGAAGUAAAAUCAUUGAGCUCCAAGAAGGGUGAUGAUUCCAAAAUUACGUUCUUGACCCGCGAUGUCUCGCAGCAGUUCGGAAUCAACUUACACAUGUUUGGUAACUUGUCCGUUGAGGAGCUGGUAACAAAAAUCUUGAAGUGUGAUAGAGAAGUUUUGAACUCGCCAAGCGUCAUUGAAUUCCUUUCCAAGCAGGAGGUUGUCGAGGUAUCGGUCAAUCUAGCAAGAAAUUACUCUCCUUAUUCGACCGAUUGGGAAGGUGUGAAACGUAUAGAGGACGCGAAAGCCCCCGAAAAAGAUCCAAACGAGCUACAAAGGGCAGACCAACUUUAUAUGUCACUAAUGGUUAACUUACAACCGUACUGGUCUUCUCGUAUGAGAGCUUUGAAAGUAAUUACAACGUACGAAAGGGAAUAUGCAGAACUUCUAGAAAAGCUAAGGAAAGUUGACAAAGCUGUGGGUUCAUUACAGCAGUCAGAGAACUUGAAGAAUGUUCUGAACGUCAUUCUCGCUGUUGGUAACUACAUGAACGAUACUUCAAAGCAAGCUCAAGGUUUCAAGUUAGCGACUCUGCAAAGAUUAACUUUUAUCAAGGACACCACAAACAGCAUGACAUUUCUCAACUAUGUUGAAAAGAUUGUCAGGAAGAACUACCCAACUUUCAACGAUUUUUUGAAUGAACUACAACCUGUUCUUGACGUUGUAAAAAUUUCCAUUGACCAAUUGGUUUCCGAUUGUCAGGAAUUUAGUGGCAGCGUUGUUAAUGUUGAGAGGUCUAUUGAAAUAGGUAACUUGAGUGAUUCGUCCAAGUUUCAUCCAUCUGAUAGGGUGCUUGUGAAAGUCCUGCCCGUUUUACCUGAGGCUCGAAAAAAGGCUGAUUUACUAACCGAUGAAGUCAAAUUGACCAUGCUCGAAUUCAAUAAUUUGAUGCAAACGUAUGGGGAAGAUUCGGCCGAUAAGUUUGCCAAAAACUCGUUUUUUAAGAAAUUUGCAGACUUUAUCCAGGAGUACAAGAAGGCGCAAGUACAAAACGUUGCUGCUGAAGAGGAGGAACAACAGUACGAACGACAUAAGAAAAUAGUUGAAGAACAACAGCGUCAAGGAGAAGAAGCCCGUAAGCGGCUGGAGAGUGCUUCGCCGGAUGCCACUAACGGAGAGGACACCACUGCUGUUGACGAUGAAACAAAGGAUAGACGUGCGAUCAUGGAUAAAUUGUUGGAACAGUUAAAAAAUGCAGGCACGGUGAAAGCGGACCCAUCCUCAGCCCGGAAAAGGGCACUGGCGAGAAGGAAGCUGCUUGGGGAUAAGGACGCAGCCAGUGCCUUAUUGCAUGAUAUCGACACGGACGAUGAUUCUCUAGUUUACUCUCCGGAUACCAAGAGACAGUCUGUAGGCCAUCUGAUUGGUGGGUCGCCUACCCCAGGUGACAAACUCUUGGGGAGCACACCUACAAAAGAGUUAUCCUCUCCGACUGCUGGGCAGGAUGAUGAGGAUGUCACGGAUAGAGCCAAGGCCCUGUUGAUGGAACUACGUGGCGGACAGUCUUCUCCUAUGAAGAAGAAUGCCUUCUUGGACGAACAGCGGGAAAGAAUAAGGUCUAGGAGAAGAAGAAACGAACUCGCGGGCACAGAACCCCUCCGCGGGGGGAACAAACUGAGUUUCUUCGAAGCCGAAACGGAAACGAGCGAGACAGCCCACGACGCAGAUAACGACACAACGAAAGGGCAGACCGCGGAUGCAUCAGAUAAUCUUGACUCAAACGACCAAUUGGAAAAUCCGUCUAUCAUAGAGGAUGCAGACAAAUAG
This is a messenger RNA of Huiozyma naganishii CBS 8797, 6087 nucleotides long. It is a transcript of the gene BNI1, whose product is annotated as formin BNI1. The transcript has a single exon. Gene Ontology annotation, biological process: actin filament bundle assembly; barbed-end actin filament capping; mitotic actomyosin contractile ring assembly. The record is from RefSeq and is a predicted model, not a curated record. Gene Ontology annotation, molecular function: actin binding; small GTPase binding. Gene Ontology annotation, cellular component: mating projection tip; cellular bud neck; cell division site. NCBI's taxonomy places the organism in Eukaryota, Fungi, Ascomycota, Saccharomycetes, Saccharomycetales, Saccharomycetaceae. Bases 1 to 6087 code for a protein of 2028 amino acids.